This is a messenger RNA of Caenorhabditis remanei, 1359 nucleotides long. RefSeq lists its product as uncharacterized. The transcript is spliced from 8 exons. The coding region runs from base 1 to 1359 and encodes 452 amino acids. NCBI's taxonomy places the organism in Eukaryota, Metazoa, Nematoda, Chromadorea, Rhabditida, Rhabditidae. Gene Ontology annotation, cellular component: npBAF complex. The record is from RefSeq and is a predicted model, not a curated record.
AUGGAAGAUCCAGUUGCCAACGAGGACGCUACCAUUUCGGCGCCAGAAACCGCUCCGGAGACAUCUGAAACCACACCAAGCGAUGAGCCAUCGUCUAGCGAGCCAGCACCGGCUGCAGCUCCAAUUUCAUCGCGUCGUGAUACGUAUAACAGAAAUGUUUAUAUUAUGCUCGAUGUAAACCAUCGAAAGGUCGAGCCACAAGACAUUAUCGAGUACGAGUGGCCCGUCAAAUCCGGCGAUCGCUGGUUUCUACAAGAACAAAUCGGAGAAUUGCUUGAUAUUAAGAGUUUUUCGAGAAAAUAUCCAGAUUUCACUCGCCGGAAGGUCAAUCAUGAGGAGCGGGAGUACUUGGAGUGGAACUAUGGUGUUCAUAAGCUUCUUAAUGAGACGCUGCUCCGCGACAUGAACGCGAUGCGUGCCAGCGAGAUUCACGACAUGAUGCAGUCGGAUUUCGUGGAUAUUUAUAUGGAGUACAAGAAGGUCGUGGCGCAAAGAGAACGGGAGGCUCAGCUCGAGAAGGCCAAAGAGAUGGAGGCGAUCAAAAACGACGCGGGAAAAUUGGCGGAACUCCGUGCGAAAGCGCUUCAAAGUGCCGCUGACUUCAAUAAAGAUCUUCAGAAAAUGCGAAGAAACGAGCGCAAACAUUUUUGGGAUAUUCAGACUAAUAUUAUUCAAUCGCGUCGCAACGCAUGGAAAGUGAUGAAACCCGAGGCGACUCGUCCGGGGCCCUACCCAGUGGCUCUAAUCCCCGGCCAAUUCCAGAAUUAUUACAAGAAAUUCACACCGGAUGAAUUGAAUCGUCUUCCACUCGGCACCGUCAUGAACACGGAUCAUCUGUAUCCUCCGCAACGUGACGCCUCUCCACCGCCUCUGACGAUCGCUGAAGUCGAUUUGAGUCGUCAGCAGAGAGAGGAGGCGAUGCGCGCGAGAGAGGCUGCUGUGUCGACGCACAUUAUGCAGAUUAAACAGGAAAUCCAAGAGCCGGCCGGCUAUGUCCCGCCACCGUUGGACCCGAAUCGACAGUGUGAUUCGUGUGAGAAGACCGGUGGAGAUAUGAUAUGUUGCUCCGUGUGCCAAAUCGUCUACCAUCCACGUUGCAUCGAAAUGCCCGAUCGAAUGGCGGCGCUCGUCAGAACGUAUGAAUGGAGUUGUGUCGAUUGUCGAGUCUGUUCGAUUUGUAAUAAACCGGAGAAGGAGAACGAAAUAGUGUUCUGUGACAAAUGUGACCGCGGCUUCCAUACGUUCUGCGUCGGACUCAAAUCUCUUCCACGUGGCACAUGGAUCUGUGACACGUACUGCUCGGAAACCAACAGAAAUCAAUCGAGACGAGCGUCGACGGCAAUCGGAGCGAGACGAUAA